CGUUGCAACAUCAGCAGCUUCGAAGUCUCAGCAGCAGUCAUGAUCGCCGCAAGCACCAAGUCCAUCCUCCUCGCCCUCGUCUUGCUGGCCACCUUGUGCAGCCUGGCAGCCGCCCACUUCGGCUACGGCGGUUUCGGUGGCUACGGACGCGGCUAUGGCUACGGGCGCUACGGAGGCUACGGCCGCGGCUACGGCGGUUACGGGGGCUACGGCCGUGGCUACUAUGGUGGCUACGGAGGCUACGGUCGCGGAUAUGGCUUCUACGGUUAAAGAAGCACCUCUUAACGCCGACUGCCUCCAACGAGACUACGAACCGACGCGCCCGCAACUGGAAUACAUCUACGAGUAACGCCCUGGAAUGAAA
This is a messenger RNA of Dermacentor albipictus, 364 nucleotides long. RefSeq names its product neuropeptide-like protein 31. The record is from RefSeq and is a predicted model, not a curated record. NCBI's taxonomy places the organism in Eukaryota, Metazoa, Arthropoda, Arachnida, Ixodida, Ixodidae.